Molecule: messenger RNA, 1418 nt
Organism: Cucurbita maxima (winter squash)
Lineage: Eukaryota; Viridiplantae; Streptophyta; Magnoliopsida; Cucurbitales; Cucurbitaceae
Product: protein SRG1-like
Exons: 4
Coding region: 147-1241 (364 amino acids)
Source: RefSeq, a predicted model, not a curated record
ACGGUGAAACUAAGGAUGGCCGCCGCCUCAAAUAAUUUAUGAAAUUUAUAGUUUACUAACUUCCAUGGAAAUAGAGGACAGCACUUGUUUUCUUCUCGUAGCAAUAAGUAGUAAGUCAACACCUCAAUCACCGCUUUCAAAAAUCCAUGGAGUCCAAUACUGAAAUCGUUAACUUUGGAACAUCCAUCAUAGUGCCCAGUGUUUUGGAGCUGGCUAAGCAGCCCCUUGCGAAGAUCCCCCUUCGCUAUGAACGCGCCGAUCAGGACCCGCCUAUGGUUUCCGACAGAGAUUCUGGACCGUCGGUACCGAUCGUUGAUCUUCACCGAUUGGCUGUUGGAGAUUCUGCUGCUUCGGAAUUGGACAAGUUGCAUUCUGCAUGUAAGGAAUGGGGAUUCUUCCAGAUCAUAAACCAUGAAGUUCCCACCUCAUUGCUGGAGGAAUUCAGAAUGGAAAUUGAAAGUUUCUUCAAUCUUCCCUACGCUGAAAAGAAGCUGCUUUGGCAAAACUCACAGAAUCAAGAAGGAUUUGGGCAGCUCUUUGUGGUAUCAGAGGAGCAGAAGCUUGAUUGGUCAGACAUGUUCUACAUAACCACUCUCCCUCUUGAUCUGAGAGAGCCUCGUCUAUUUCAAAAGCUUCCACCAAAACUCAGAGAGACUUUGGAAGCUUACUCUACUGAAGUUAAGAAGUUAGCAAUUGUCAUCUUGGAUCAUUUGGCCAAAGCUCUGAAGAUGGAUGUUGAGGAAAUGAGAGAGCUCUUUAGAGAUGGUGUUCAGUCAAUGAGGUUGAAUUACUAUCCUCCAUGCCCUGAGCCUGAUAAGGCGAUCGGAUUUUCAGCUCAUUCAGAUGCUGACGCUCUGACAAUUCUCUAUCAGCUCAAUGAAGCCGAAGGAUUGCAAAUUCGAAAGGAUGGGAGAUGGGUUGCUGUUAAACCACUUCCAAAUGCAUUUGUAGUCAACAUUGGAGACAUCAUGGAGAUUGUAAGCAAUGGUGUAUACAAGAGCAUUGAGCAUAGAGUUUCACUGAAUUUCUCCAAGGAGAGGCUUUCAGUAGCUACAUUCCAUAGCUCAAAUCUAAACUCGGAUUUGGGUCCAGCUAACAGCCUCGUAGGACCGCAGAACCCCGCAGUUUUUAGAAGAGUUAUGUUGGAAAAGUACUUCAAAGACUUCUUUGCUCGAAAACUAGAAGGAAAAUCAUACCUUGAGCAGAUGAGAAUAGAGAAUAUGGGCGACCAUGCUUGUUAAAAAGUUAUCUACCGAUAGGGAAACAAAAAUAAAGCAUAUGCUCGUCGCACAAGUGGAAGAAAUUAUAUAUCCAUAUCAGAAACAGCUUUUGCACCUCUUCAGCUUGCUUCAUUCAUAGUGCAGGAGAUUCAUCAUGAAUCCCAGCUAAUGAAUGUAAAGAAAAAUUUAAGUUGUAAU